Molecule: messenger RNA, 873 nt
Organism: Symbiodinium natans
Lineage: Eukaryota; Dinophyceae; Suessiales; Symbiodiniaceae
Source: the annotation of a GenBank genome assembly
AUGUGGGAGGAAGUCUGUAAGACAUGGUACGAGAGUUACUCGAAGACCUCUUUCAAGGAGGGAUCCGUCAUCCAAUUCCUCCACAAGGACUCGAAGGAGCUGCGGUAUGGCAUGGUGGACAAGGCGGUCAGUGACGCCGAAGGCUUCGUGAAGAUCGCCGAGGGCACGUUUAUCUGGCUGACGGAGUCCAACUCGAUCUGGGCCUUCGUGGCAGAUGAGCACCUCGAGGCAGCCAAAGCCAUCAUCGAUGCCUCCAUCGACAUGUGGAGGAUAGCCAUGCUGCUGUCGACCGAGGGCGUCAAAGUUGCCUUGACCGCCACCACGGCCGACGGCCUGUUCGGUGCGUCCUCCCUGGCAGCUGGGGGCCUAACAUGGGCCGGCGGGCUUGGCAUGGGUGCAGGUUUGGUGGUGGUGAUCGCCUCCGCGCCUUCCAUGCUCGCUGCCACAAGCCUUUACAAGCUCAGCAGCGCCAUGGAGAAUGACUCGCUGACUCCGCAGGUGGUGGCCCUCGGCGGUGCUGGGGGCGUCCUUGCUGGUUCCACUGCUGGGCUGCUGAUGGUGUCGGAGUCCGGGACAAUCGCAGGGCUUUCGGCUUCGGGAAUGCUCAGUGGAUUGGCCACUCUGGGCGGGGGGAGCGUCAUGGGCAGCCUUGCGGUAGGGGCAGCCGUGGUCGGGAGCGUCGCGGCGCUGACGGCGGUUGGGGUUGGAGGUGUGGUGUGGCGCGUUUCUCGGACCUACGUGCAGGAUCGGUUGCUAAGCCAGAGGUCGACCAUGCUCGACCUUGCUGUACAGUACAAAUUUGAUAACCGAUUGGAGUCCGAGUGUCCCGCAAGUGAUGGGCAGUCGAUCGCCGCCCCGCCUUCCGAAAGCUAA